Exophiala spinifera is the source of this 2022-nucleotide messenger RNA. RefSeq lists its product as uncharacterized. The coding region runs from base 1 to 2022 and encodes 673 amino acids. The transcript has 6 exons. Gene Ontology annotation, molecular function: N,N-dimethylaniline monooxygenase activity; flavin adenine dinucleotide binding; NADP binding. The record is from RefSeq and is a predicted model, not a curated record. NCBI's taxonomy places the organism in Eukaryota, Fungi, Ascomycota, Eurotiomycetes, Chaetothyriales, Herpotrichiellaceae.
AUGGCAUACCAUAGUGAGACCAAUGGCGUUGCAACGAGCGCAACCAAAGGCACGCCCAAUGGCCCCAUCAAGGGCGUCGGUGUCACGGUCCCUGAGCCAACUGCACAUGUGGGCGAUGCCCAAAGUCUGAAAGACGCGAGCACAACAUUGAAACCCCUGCCAGCAUACACACCCAGAAGGCUUCGUGUCGUCACCAUUGGUGCCGGCUAUUCGGGCCUCACCUUGGCCCACAAGUUCCAGCACCAACACCCCGACCUUGCCGACCUGAUCAACCACACCAUCUACGAAGUGAGGCCCGAGCUGGGCGGCACUUGGUUGGUGAACACCUACCCGGGCGUUGUCUGCGAUGUUCCGUCGCACAUUUAUGCAUUUCCGUUCGACCCUAACCCUAGCUGGACCCGGUUCUUCUCAACCGGCCCGGAAAUCUGGGAAUACAUGAAGAAAACGGCUCAGAAGUGGAAUCUCGAACGGGACGUCAAGUACAAUCACCGUGUCACCGGCGCCUAUUGGCAAGAAGAUCGCGGUCAAUGGCAGAUAAUGGUCGAGCAUAACGGCACGAUUAUAGAGGACUAUGCAGAUAUCUUCAUAUCAGCCCAAGGUUUCCUGAACACCUGGAGGUGGCCCUCGAUUCCGGGGUUGUCGCAGUUUACGGGCAAGAAGGUCCAUUCGGCCAGUUGGGACCACGACUACGACUACAGCAACAAAAGAAUUGCCGUGAUAGGUAACGGGUCAUCGGGAAUCCAAAUUCUGCCUCAAUUGGCCAAGCUGCAGGGCACGAAGGUGGCGAGCUUCCAACGAGGGCCGACAUGGGUGGUCAGCACCAUGAACCCGGCGUCCCUGUUGGGAAAAGACGAUCCGGCAUAUAACCCGGUGUACACCGAGGAAGAGAAGCAAGAGUUUUUGGACAAUCCCCGGAGACACCAUGAAUAUCGCAAAAAGAUAAUACACGGCAUCAACGACAGUUUCAAAAUGUUUGUAAAGGGCUCGGAGCUCAAUCAGCAGAUCUAUCACCUUGCUCGUACACAGAUGACGAGCAAAUUACAAAACAACCCGAGAUUAUGCGAGUUACUCAUUCCGAAAUGGGAGGUGGGCUGUCGGAGGAUCACACCUGGCGAAGGCUAUCUCGAAUCCUUCUUGCGCGACAACGUUCAGCUAACUCAAAGCCCUAUCACACAUAUUGACGCCGACAGCGUCGUCACCGCCGAUGGGAAGAUGUACAAGGUGGAUGUUGUUGUUUGUGCCACUGGAUUCGACGUCUCCUAUCGUCCUCAGUACCCCGUCGUGGGUCGCAACUCGGUGAAUCUCCAGGACAAAUGGGCGGAGGAGCCUUCGUCCUACUUUUCACUCGCAUCGGCUGACAUGCCCAACUACUUCAUGUUCACCGGGCCGAACGCAUUGAUCGGCCACGGCUCUUUGAUGGAGAGUCUAGGAUGGAGUGCCGAGUACAUGAUCAAGUGGAUCCGAAAGAUUGCCUCGGAGGACAUCAAAGCUGUCGUGCCCAAGCAGAGUGCCGUGAACGAGUUUAUUGUCUAUUCGGACCAGAUCCACAAGACAUUGACAUGGACUGGGGCCUGUAGGAGCUGGUACAAAAACAACACCGUCGACGGCCGCGUGACCGCUACCUUUGCCGGUAGCGCAUUGUUGUUCAAGCGUCUCAUCCAAGACCUGCGACCGGAAGACUUUGAAAUCGUGCCUAGAGACAAGAACCGUUUCCGAUUCUUAGGCAACGGAUUCUUGGAAUAUGAGCUGCAAAGUGGAAACGAUCUGGCCUGGCACGUAGAAAGAGCAGCGGCCGAGGCGUACGACGUUGAUGAGAGCACGUUCCUCAACAGAAUGAAUGGCAUCAAACCGCGCAAUGAAACGCGUACUGCAAACCACACCCUGACUCUAGAGGAAGAACAGACCCUCGUAGAGUGGAUAUUGGAUCUUGAUACAAAGGAUUAUCUACCAAACCAAUCCUCCGCGACCCAGGUCGCCGAGUUCUUGCUUGGUCAACGCACGACGCGUCUAUUCCAACGCUGA